Messenger RNA from Dipodomys ordii (Ord's kangaroo rat), 8044 nucleotides. It is a transcript of the gene Atad2b, whose product is annotated as ATPase family, AAA domain containing 2B. Bases 346 to 4722 code for a protein of 1458 amino acids. Lineage: Eukaryota; Metazoa; Chordata; Mammalia; Rodentia; Heteromyidae. Gene Ontology annotation, cellular component: nucleus. The transcript is spliced from 28 exons. Gene Ontology annotation, molecular function: chromatin binding; histone binding; ATP hydrolysis activity. The record is from RefSeq and is a predicted model, not a curated record. Gene Ontology annotation, biological process: positive regulation of transcription by RNA polymerase II.
CCUGCGGUGCUGGAGCCCUGACGCACGGAGAUCGAGAGAGAAAGGGGCAGAAAUGGCGGCUCCGCUCGGCUCCUGCUGAGGAGGGUGAAGCCGGCGGACGGUCUGUGCUGCCAGCCUGCAACAUCGCUCCCGCCUGCCAUUCCCUGCCUUCUCGUGCCGCCUUCCUUUCCGCUGCCCUGCUCUCGCCCGUCCUCGUCUGCAUUCCGGCUUGUCCGGGCCGGCUCGUUCCUCCCGGCCCGGCUCGGCUCCCCUGGCCCCGAGCGCCCGGCCGGCGGGCGGGCCAGCCUUCCUCGGCGCUCCCCGGAGCGGCAGCCGCGGCGUGGGCCCCGGCCCCCGGGCUGGACCAUGGUGAACACCCGGAAGAGCUCGCUGCGCCUUCUCGGGUCUAAGUCUCCUGGGCCCGGGCCUGGGCCUGGGGCCGGAGCGGAGCCUGGGGCGGCCGGAGGCAGCAGCCAUUUCAUCUCCUCUCGGACCCGCUCCUCCAAGACCCGCGCUGCCAGCUGCCCGGCUGCCAAGGCCGGGGGAAACGGAGGCGCCGGCGUGGCUCUGGAUGAGGCCCGGAAAGAUGAAAUUGAUGGUAGUUUGAGUGAUAGCCAAGUAUCUCCUCCAGCGAAACGCACUUUGAAACAACCAGAAUCAGUUUGCAAAGACAAAUCAAAAUCUCGAAGUACUGGUCAGCGAGAGGAAUGGAACAUAACAAGUGGUCAGACCAGGUUAACUUCUCAGCCUGGUGCUGCAUUACCAAAUGGACAUAGUAGCUUAUCCCUUCGAAGCCAUCCCCUUCGAGGUGAAAAGAAGGGAGAUGGGGACCUUUCUUGUAUAAAUGGUGACAUGGAAGUCAGAAAAAGUUGUCGUUCCAGGAAAAAUAGAUUUGAAAGUGUGAACCAGAGUUUGUUAUUUGAUCAACUAGUAAAUAGCACUGCUGAAGCUGUAUUACAAGAAAUGGACAACAUUAACAUCAGACGGAAUCGUCGAUCAGGGGAAGUAGAACGGCUUAGAAUGUGGACAGAUACAGAAUUUGAAAACAUGGAUAUGUAUUCAAGAGUAAAAAGGAGAAGAAAGUCACUAAGAAGAAAUAGUUAUGGGAUACAGAAUCAUCAUGAGGUUUCUACUGAGGGUGAAGAAGAAGAAUCUCAGGAGGAGGAUGGAGAUAUAGAAGUUGAAGAAGCAGAAGGAGAAGAAAAUGAUAGGCCAUAUAAUUUGCGACAAAGAAAAACUGUGGAUCGAUAUCAAGCACCUCCUAUAGUACCAGCUCAUCAAAAAAAGAGGGAAAAUACACUGUUUGAUAUUCACAGAUCUCCAGCAAGAAGAAGCCAUAUCAGGAGGAAGAAACAUGCCAUUCAUAGCAGUGAUACCACUUCUUCAGAUGAAGAACGCUUUGAAAGAAGAAAAUCUAAGAGCAUGGCAAGAGCAAGGAACAGAUGUUUGCCUAUGAACUUCAGAGCAGAAGACUUAACGAGUGGUAUUCUCCGAGAACGUGUGAAAGUGGGUGCAAGCUUGGCUGAUGUUGAUCCAAUGAACAUUGAUAAAUCAGUGCGGUUUGAUAGCAUAGGUGGAUUGAGCCAUCAUAUUCAUGCUCUAAAGGAGAUGGUGGUAUUCCCGCUUUUAUAUCCAGAAAUUUUUGAAAAAUUUAAAAUUCAGCCUCCAAGAGGCUGUUUGUUUUAUGGCCCUCCUGGCACAGGAAAAACUUUGGUUGCCAGAGCAUUAGCUAAUGAAUGCAGUCAAGGAGAUAAAAAGGUGGCUUUCUUUAUGCGUAAAGGAGCAGAUUGUUUGAGCAAGUGGGUUGGUGAGUCUGAAAGGCAACUUAGGCUUCUUUUUGAUCAGGCAUAUUUGAUGAGACCUUCUAUAAUAUUUUUUGAUGAAAUAGAUGGUUUAGCUCCAGUUCGUUCCAGUAGACAAGAUCAGAUCCACAGCUCUAUAGUUUCAACCCUCCUUGCUCUUAUGGAUGGAUUAGAUAACAGGGGUGAAAUUGUUGUUAUUGGUGCUACAAACAGACUUGAUUCUAUAGAUCCUGCACUCAGGAGACCAGGUCGUUUUGACAGAGAAUUCCUUUUCAACCUUCCUGAUCAAAAGGCAAGAAAACACAUCCUACAGAUCCAUACGAGGGACUGGAAUCCAAAAUUGUCAGAUGCUUUUUUAGGUGAACUGGCAGAAAAAUGUGUUGGCUACUGUGGAGCAGACAUCAAGGCCCUGUGCACUGAGGCUGCCCUGAUUGCCCUUCGGAGGCGUUAUCCUCAGAUCUAUGCUAGCAGUCAUAAGUUGCAGUUGGAUGUUUCCUCAAUAGUGCUCAGUGCCCAAGAUUUUUACCAUGCCAUGCAGAAUAUUGUGCCUGCUUCCCAACGUGCUGUGAUGUCUUCAGGACAUGCGCUAUCCCCCAUUAUAAGGCCACUGCUGGAAAGAAGCUUCAACAACAUCUUAGCAGUCUUACAAAAAGUGUUUCCUCAUGCUGAAAUUAGCCAGAGUGACAAGAAAGAAGAUACAGAAAGUUUAAUUUUAGAUGAUAGUGAAGAUGAGAAUACUUUAUCAAUUUUUGAGACCAAUUGUCACUCAGGAUCACCAAAGAAACAGUCAUCAACUGCUGCUAUACAUAAGCCCUACCUUCAUUUUACAAUGUCACCAUAUCAUCAGCCAACCUCUUACAGGCCACGAUUGUUGCUGUCUGGAGAACGAGGCUCAGGUCAAACUUCUCACCUUGCUCCAGCACUUUUGCAUACUCUAGAAAGAUUCUCUGUGCAUAGACUAGAUCUCCCAGCACUUUAUUCAGUUAGUGCCAAGACACCUGAAGAAUCAUGUGCACAGAUAUUUCGUGAAGCUCGAAGAACAGUACCUAGUAUUGUUUACAUGCCUCACAUUGGUGAUUGGUGGGAAGCUGUCAGUGAAACUGUGAGAGCAACUUUUCUGACAUUGCUACAGGAUAUACCGUCAUUUUCACCUAUAUUUUUAUUGUCUACCUCUGAAACCAUGUACAGUGAAUUGCCUGAGGAGGUUAAGUGUAUCUUUAGAAUACAGUAUGAAGAGGUCUUGUAUAUUCAAAGGCCUAUUGAAGAGGACAGAAGAAAAUUUUUCCAAGAACUGAUUCUCAAUCAGGCGUCAAUGGCACCACCUCGAAGGAAACAUACUGCUCUUUGUGCUAUGGAAGUGCUUCCUCUUGCACUGCCUUCUCCUCCUCGUCAGUUAUCAGAAUCAGAAAAAAAUCGGAUGGAGGAUCAAGAGGAAAAUACUUUAAGAGAAUUGCGGUUGUUUCUCAGGGAUGUAACCAAGAGGCUGGCCACAGACAAACGCUUUAACAUCUUCAGCAAACCGGUGGAUAUUGAAGAGGUUUCAGAUUAUCUUGAAGUAAUCAAAGAGCCAAUGGAUUUAUCAACAAUAAUAACUAAAAUUGACAAACAUAAUUACUUGACUGCCAAGGAUUUCCUGCAAGAUAUUGAUCUCAUCUGUAGCAAUGCUUUAGAGUACAAUCCAGAUAAGGACCCUGGAGAUAAAAUAAUUAGGCACAGGGCUUGUACCCUGAAGGACACUGCACAUGCUAUCAUUGCAGCUGAAUUGGAUCCAGAAUUUAAUAAACUCUGUGAAGAAAUCAAGGAAGCAAGAAUAAAAAGAGGCUUAUCGGUAACAGCUGAACAAAUAAAUCCUCAUGGUACUGGAGCUCGGAAGACAGAAACUAGAGUUGAAGAGGCAUUUCGACACAAACAAAGAAAUCCAAUGGAUGUCUGGCACAAUUCUGCAAAUAAAUGUGCAUUUCGAGUUCGGCGAAAGUCAAGGCGACGAUCACAGUGGGGUAAAGGAAUUAUUAAGAAAAGGAAAGUCAAUAAUUUAAAAAAAGAUGAAGAGGACACCAAGUUUGCAGACUAUGAGAAUCAUACAGAGGACAGAAAAUUGCUGGAAAAUGGUGAGUUUGAGGUAAGCACUGACUGCCAUGAGGAAAAUGGAGAAGAGACUGGAGACUUGUCUAUGACUAAUGACGAAUCUUCAUGUGACAUCAUGGACAUGGACCAAGGGCAGAGGCUAAACAGUGGAACAGGUACAAAAGAGAACUUUGCAUCUACUGAAGAAGAAAGUUCAAAUGAAUCUUUACUUGUCCACAACAGCAGUUCUCUCAAUCCAGAACAGUUAUCUAGAAAGGAGCCUUUCCUUAAAGGCAACUGUCUGAAUGGUGACGCCUCCGCUGAUAGCUUUGAAGGAAUACCAGCUCUAGAGUGCCAGAAUGGCAAAGCUGAAGGGACUCCUCUCUCUGGUAGUGGAGAAAAAUCUAAUUCUGAACAAAAGAUUCUCAUGGAAGAACAGCCAAAAGAGAAAUCAGAAACUUCUAAUGAAAAUCAUGAAGAUGAUUCUGAGAAACUAGCCACACUGGAAUGCAGCAAUAAUGAGAAGUUAGAGCCUUGCCUGGAUGUGGAGGUUAAAGAUACAGAACUGGAUAAAGAAGGUGCUUCUAAAGUAAAGAAAUAUCGCAAAUUAAUUUUAGAGCCGGCAAAAACAACCAGCCUGGAACUGGUUCCGGAAGAACCAUCUGAGCCUGUGCCACCCUUGAUAGUUGAUCAUGAGAGACUGAAGAAAUUGCUUGAUUUGUUGGUAGAUAAAAGCAACAAUUUGGCAGUUGAUCAACUAGAGAGAUUAUAUUCUCUUCUUAGUCAGUGCAUCUAUCGUCAUCGUAAAGAUUAUGACAAAUCACAACUUGUGGAGGAGAUGGAAAGAACAGUUCAUAUGUUUGAGACAUUCCUAUGAACUUCUCAAGAUGAGUGGUUUAUCCUCUCCAAUCUGCUCCAGACAGAGCAGUCUUCUGAGCCAUUCAAUUCCAAAUUGCACCAAUUAUGUGCAGAGCCUCGGUGUAAAGUGCUCUCUCACUCAUUCUUCUCUCUGUUGAAUUUGGUGCUAUUGUCUCAGGUACCUGAAACCAACCAGCCUACAAGAACCAAACAGAACUUCAGAAACAUGUUGUAUUUUCCACAAAUAAAAAAUACAACCCCACAGCUUGGAGAUUUUGGUGCUACAGAAACUGCUUUUGCUUCUGCUCUUUUUGUGCACUCUCUUUUGGAGACUCUAUUAUGGAGCAGACCAGCAACAGGAGGGACCUGGAAGGGGCAGUUCUAACUGUUUUGAAUUGUUUAAACGUGGCAACCUGUUUUUUUGUUUGUUUUCCUCCUUUCUGUCCCUUAUAUCAUUAUUCCCCCUGCCCCCUGCCCUGGUAAUGGACUGACACCUGUCAUAGACUUGGUUAUGGUGUAUUCUGGUGGGAAACUGAAGAAACUGGGUGGAACUAGAUUUGGCUCUUUAGAACUGCCUUUUAUGUGCCUUUUUAUUCAUUUGAGGAAGAUAAGGCUAAACAGAUGGGCUCAUUUGUAGCAAAUUAGAAUGUUUUUUGGUCACAACCUUGAGAAUAAGUUUUAAUACUCUGUCAUGGAGAGACAACCAGUGUUUUGGUAUUAAAUGCCUGUCUUGUUCUCAAAGCUCAAUCAAGAUGCUCAGUAUACCACAUAAUAUGCUAAAAUGGUAAGUUUCCUGUUGGAUCUGUUUCUGUUUAAGAAACUUGUACUAAAAAAAAAUAACAAAUAAUACAGUCCACACAAAACCCACAUACUUUUCCAUAUUGCUGACAAUGAUGACCAGAAAAUAAAUAGAUAGUGGCCAUUCUUCUGUCAGAGGCAAUUUAAUAGUUAUUCAUGUUUGAGUUACCAGAGAAAAGUGAUUUUCAUGUGUAGUAAAUUGUUAUUGUUUUGUUUUAAAGCCAGGACUUGCCAAAUAGACAGAAAAGAGAAGAAUUUGUCAGAAGCUCCAUAAAGUUUAUUUUCUGUAUAAUUGCAAGUGAGCUCUGGUAUGGUCCUUGAAUAACAGUAUUAACAUUUAAAUCCCUUCCCAUAAGCUUACCUUCACAGCUCUUCGUUUUGAUUGGAAACCAUUUUGGAUCUUGUUGAAUGAUUUCUAUGAGAUGUACUUACCUGAAAUUAAUUAUGGGUUACUGGUUUUACAAAAACUUCCUGCAGAUUUGGAGAGAUAGUUGAGGCAGUUGCAAAGAGGCAAGGGGAGUGCAGUGACAUUUUUUUAUCAGAUAAUUUUUAAACAAAAUAUAGGAAAUUUUGCAGACAAGUUGGCUUGCUAUCUUCAUUAUUAUAGCUUUUAGCUGCAGGUGUGUCUUUCCAAUAUAUGCAACACAUGUAGUUUGGGUUUUAGGGCACAUGGUCUUGGACUACUACAGAGAUAUUGAGCUACCUCAGCUUUUUGUGUUUUAGUUACCAAUAGUGUUUACAGAAUCCUGUAAUCACUUUGCCACCGUUUACAUGCUGAAGCUAAGGUACUUGUCUCUUGUCUCUGGCUGUAGUGUGCAGAGAGCACACUGGCCUAGGCUACUGCAGUAACCCCAAGUGCUUCUUUGCAUUUACCUUUACAUUUCCUGCCUUCUGCUUCUACCUUCUUCUUCUUCUUUUUUUCCCAAAUGUCACUAGUUUCCUUUAUGCCUGGUCUAUGAAGUUUCCAUAAUACUCAGUCAUGUAAUUCAAGAUGCUACCCAUGUAGACACACUGAAUUUUUAAGGUGGGCAAGUGCGAUUAACGAUGAACCAUUUUAAAGGGGAGGUUAUUUGAAGCCUCUAAUUUGAUUAUUGGGAGGAUUUUCAUGCUUUCUUUCGUAUUUAUUACCAUCAUACCAGUUCAAACUAUUUUACUGUCUAAUACAUUAGCAUUUUGUAUUUUGAUGGAAAUUGUUACAGAAUUUAAAGAUUUGAUGAAAUAAGAUGUAGCAGAUUUUUUGUAGCAAGUUUCUGGUAAAAGGGUUUUUUGCAGGUCUCAGGUUCUUGCUGCACUAUUUUCUUUUCUAAUAUUUAUUCCAGUUACUCUAAUUCAGAAGCAUUCUGUUCAAGUAACAGCAGCACUUGUGAAAGGAAAAAAAAAACGCACAUGUUCUUAGUAGGUUACUAAAUUUGUACAAGUUAAUUAAGAUUUUAGCCAUCAGUAAGUUUGAGAAGGGAAAUUUAUUUAUGUGUAUGGCAUUAAAAAUGCUUCCAAAAGAUCAAGUUUUUGUUUUUGCUUAUCCUGAAUGUAGAUGGAGAAAUCAGAGACAACCUCAGUAUAGGAACUGCCAUUUUGAACAGUUUGGGUCUUCAAGAGAAAGCCAAUCUCAUGCCGAGGGGGGAAAUGAAAUGAAAUUGUAUCCACUCUUCUGCCCCCCAACAAAAAGAAAAUUAACAAUCUAUACCAGUUUCACUUAUUUUACAGAUACUAAUAGUUUAAAGCAGCUUGUGAAAUUAUCCAAUUCAAUUUUGUUUACCUUUCUGUAAAGUUAUUUUUGCUGUAUAGCAUUGGCAAACAUGUACAAAUUGACCUCUGUUCUUAUUUCCUAUGUGAGCACUAUAAAUGAUAAGCUCCUGUGUAAAACCUUGCUCUCAGUAUCCAGUGCAGCAUGGCAGUGGGUCGUGCUUCGCUGUGGGUCCCCUGGGAGCUUAUGAAGAUGCUGGAACUGCAUUAGGGUUGAAACUGAUGGCUGUGGAGUUAAUUGUGUUUUUGAGCUUGAAUCUUACCUGUGAUUAAUUUUUUAAACGUCCUUUUAUGACUUGAUUUUUUUUCAUAUGCCAAUGUAUUUGUAGGUUUACUGGAUUUUGUUUUUUGGGAGUGGGGUGGUAAUUUCUUAUCUUCCCUUUUUUGAUUAAGUUGGUUCAGCUAUGGUGCUAUUCAGUAGGUAUCUUCAGUGUCAGGUCCCGUAGCUGAAUGCCAUUGUUAUUAUAAUUAUUAUUUGUAAUCAUAUUGUAAGCUUGAAUUCGGUCUUGUACCUACAUCUUUUGUAUUUUGUACAUUUGGUUACUUAGACUUUGGGAGUCCUAUUUGGUUUCAGUCACAUAUGUCUACUUUGUAGAUUAAGUAGACUUCAUCAACUAUGGUCUAUUUUGGGUUUGUAGUUUAAUUUAGGAUUGUGUUAAAUUGAUGUUUUGCAUUAGACUUCAUUUUACAUUAGUUUGAAGUAAAUUAUUUAAUUUUUGAAUUCUGGAAUUUGAGCAUUUACUGUAAUUUGUAAUAUAACUGCUGUGAAAUACUUGAAUAAAGAUGAGAAGAAAAACAUG